This is a messenger RNA of Vicugna pacos (alpaca), 2622 nucleotides long. RefSeq names its product TAP binding protein (gene TAPBP). Gene Ontology annotation, biological process: antigen processing and presentation of endogenous peptide antigen via MHC class I. Lineage: Eukaryota; Metazoa; Chordata; Mammalia; Artiodactyla; Camelidae. Gene Ontology annotation, cellular component: membrane. The record is from RefSeq and is a predicted model, not a curated record.
GCCGAGGUCUCCAGACCAGAACUGGAGAGGAUGUUCAGGGAUCCCUGCCCAGCCAGUGGGGGAAGCACCUGCCUCCCACGUGUUGUAACCUAAUCAGAGCUGGGACUUCCUCCGCCCCUCCUGCUGGCCUUUGGAGGAAAGUGAAAGUGAAAGGGGGAAGAGAAGUCUUCGGCACUGAGAAGAUCGCGGCGCCAUGAAGCCUCUGUCCCUGCUCCUCGCUGUGGCUUUGGGCUUGGGGACCGCUGUCUCGGCGGGACCCGCGGUGAUAGAGUGUUGGUUGGUGGAGGAUGCGGGCAGGGGCCAGCUAACCAAGAAACCCGCUGCACUGCUGCUGCGCCAGGGCGCGGAGAGCCUACUUCCCCGGCCAGACCUCGACCCAGAGCUCUACCUGAAAGUGCAUGAUCCUGCGGGUGCCCUCCUGGCGGCCUUCAGGGGGUACCCCCGGGACGCCCCCGCGCCACGCUGCGAGAUGAGCCGAUACGUCCCGUUCCCUGCCUCAGCAAACUGGGUCAGCGUCUUGACUCCGGAGCAGAGCUGCCCGCGGGCCCUGGACGGGACUUGGCUCAUGGUCAGCAUAUCCAGCCCGGUCCUCAGCCUCUCCAGCCUCCUUCGACGAGAGUCCGAGCCUCAGCCUGAGCCUGCUCUCAUAACCAUUGCUACAGCUGUGCUGACUGUCCUCACUCACACCCCCAUCCCUCGCAUCCGACUGGGAGAAGAUGCCCUGCUGGACUUGAGCUUUGCUUACAUGUCCCCCACCCCCAAGGCUGCUACAUGUCUGGCCCCAGGUCCCCCUCCCUUUGGGCUGGAGUGGCGACGGCAACACCAGGGUAAGGGGCACCUGCUGCUGGCUGCAACUCCUGGGCUGAAUGUGCAAAUGCCAGUUGCCCAAGAGGGAGCGGUGGCAUUUGCUGCUUGGGAUGAUGAGGAGCCCUUAGGUCCAUGGACCGGAAAUGGAACCUUCUGGCUGCCUGCAGUGCGGCCCUUCCAGGAGGGCACCUAUCUGGCCAUUGUACACCUGCCAUACCUGCAAGGGCAGAUCACCCUGGAGCUUGCUGUGCAGAAGCCCCCCACGGUGUCCCUGACACCAGCACCUCUUGUAUGGGCCGCCCCUGGGGAGGCACCCCCAGAGUUGCUUUGCCUGGUGUCCCACUUCUACCCCUCUGACAGCCUGAAGGUGGAGUGGGAGCUCCGGGGAGGUCCAGAGGGCAGCUUUCAGAAGGCCGAGGGGCAGAGGUGGCUGUCCGCCCUGCGCUACCACUCAGAUGGCUCUGUCAGUCUCUCUGCACACCUGCAGCCACCCCCAGUCACCACCAGGCAGCAUGGGGCACGCUAUGCCUGUCGUGUCCACCACCCUAGCCUGCCAGCCUUGGGGCGCAGCGCCGAGGUCACCCUGCAGGUGGCAGGUCUCUCUGGGCCCUCUCUGGAGGAUGGCGUAGGCCUCUUCCUGUCUGCCUUUCUCAUCCUCGGGCUUGUCAAGGCGCUGGGCUGGGCUGCUGCCUACCAGGCCACCUCCAAGGAUUCAACAGAGAAGAAAACACAGUGAGGCCACUCGCCACCAUCCUGGGGAAGCCACGAUCAUCUCUGGUCUGAGCUAUUGUAGUAACUCUCCCAAAUUGUACACCCUGAUCCCUUCAGUCUCUUUCCACUGAGCAGCCAGAAUGUUUUCUUAAAAGACACAAAUCCACGGUAUUCACCUUCUUAGAGCUCUAGAGCAGCGGUUCUCAAAAUUUUUGGUCUUAGGACCUUUUAAAAAUUAUCAAGGACUCUAUAGAGCUUUUCUUGUGUGGGUUAUAAACUAUAGACAUUUAUUGUAUUAGAACUUAAAAUUGAGAACAAUUUAAUACACAGGAGUACACAAGCACACUUCCAUUAGCUGUGAGGACAAUGUCACUACACACCAUGUAGCUUCAGGAAAACUCUACAUUUUUUAGAGAAUGAGAGCGAAGAGGCAAAUAAUAGUUUAGUAUUGUUAUGAAAAUAGUUUAAAUACCCCCCUGAAAUAGUCUCAGGGACCUCUGGAAUAGGACCCGGUGCUCUAGAGGCCAGAUCCAUUCUUCUUGUCCUGGCCUAUGCAUCCCUCUUCAAGCCCACCUGGUGCUCUCCAGCCCUCCUCUCAAUGCUUGUCCCACCGGCGGCUGAUCCUUUCCUCCAAUGGCCUCCUAUCCUCCCUGGGUCCCAGAGCUCUGUUCCCUCGGCCUGGUCCACCCUCGCCCUCCCCGGGCUCCAGACCAGGUCAACCUCGUUAUUCCCUCAGACCGCCGCGUGUCCCUCUUGUGCGGUUCGCCACGGUUGUAUUUAAGUAAUCGUUCGAGUCGUUGUUAAAUGCCUGUCUCCCCGCCCGGACUGUCGGACCUCUCCAAGGCCAGGAUGAGCCUGUCUGUCCACUGCUGUGUCCUCCGCGCAGGCAAAGGGCCUGGCGCCCACUGGAGGACGCUCAAUAUAAGAAAUUGGAGUCUUUUGGCGUCCUAAGUAUUCAAAAUCAGGUGUUGGAGCAAGUAACUAUUGGAGGAAGGAAGCGGUCGCCUCGGCUUAGGGACCUCAGGGGGGGUUGAAUGGUCGGCAAAACAGACGCGGGGAGCGGGUCUAAUCUUGUGGGAAAUAAAGUUGCUCGAGUGCUUCCAA